Messenger RNA from Octopus bimaculoides (California two-spot octopus), 381 nucleotides. RefSeq lists its product as uncharacterized. The record is from RefSeq and is a predicted model, not a curated record. NCBI's taxonomy places the organism in Eukaryota, Metazoa, Mollusca, Cephalopoda, Octopoda, Octopodidae.
AUGGCUGCUGAAGUGGACUACAGUAUUAUAUUGGAGGCUGUUGAAUGCAGACCAGUGAUCAAGUUCUUAUACUUGAAAGGUCAUACACCAAAAGAGACUUUUGAUGAGAUGAAAGUUCAUGGUGACAAUGCACCAUCAUAUGACAUAGUCAAGUACUGGCAUCACCAUGUCAAAUGUGGUUGGACAUUGGUGGAAAUUGCUCCUAUUCCUGGACGGCCACAUUCCGCCAUUGAUGACAACACCAUCCAUAAAGUAGAAGCCACCAUUUUGGAGGAUCGCCACAUGGCUACUUGGCAACUAGCCCAAGAAGUGAAGACAAAUGUAGGAUUGGUGAAAAACGUCAUUCACGACCAUUUGCACAUGUGGAAGUUGUUUGCAUGA